AUGCAUGGCAAAAAAGAUGGGAAGGAGCUGCGAAUAUAUUCUGAUGGCGUUUUUGACAUCUUCCAUCUCGGGCACAUGAAAAUGCUUGAACAGGUGAAGAAAAUGUAUCCCAACUGCACCCUUGUUGCAGGGGUGUGCUCGGAUGAAGACACUCAUAAGUACAAGGGAAUUACCGUCCUGACAAUGGAGGAGAGAGCUGAGUCGGUGAGACACUGCCGCUGGGUGGAUGAGGUGAUCAAAGAUGCUCCGUGGAUAAUAACGAAAGAGUUCUUGGGUGCGCAUAAUCUGGACCUGGUGGCUCAUGACAGCAUAGAAUACUCGUCAAAUGGCGUAGAUGAUGUGUACAAGGAAGCGAAAGAUCUUGGGGUGUUUGUGGAAACAAAAAGAACAGAGGGCAUCAGCACCAGCCAAAUCAUCACGCGAAUACUCAAAGAGUACGAGAUAUAUCUGUACAGGAACAUCAUCAGAGGAGUCUCCUGUGAAGAGCUGAACAUUUCCCAGCUCACAAAGCAGAAGAUAAUUCUGUCAGAGAGCAUCAAAGAAAAGCUGGGCCAGUUUAGAAGGAAGAUAGAGGAUAUACGAAACAAACAGCUGAAGGAUGGGCUGAGUGGAAUGAUGCGAGUGUGGAUGCAGACAACCCUGCAGCUGCGAAACAGGCUUGUGCUAUUUCUUAAGUAG
Messenger RNA from Nematocida minor, 678 nucleotides. RefSeq names its product choline-phosphate cytidylyltransferase. The transcript has a single exon. NCBI's taxonomy places the organism in Eukaryota, Fungi, Microsporidia. Gene Ontology annotation, molecular function: phosphatidylcholine binding; choline-phosphate cytidylyltransferase activity. Gene Ontology annotation, biological process: CDP-choline pathway. The record is from RefSeq and is a predicted model, not a curated record. Bases 1 to 678 code for a protein of 225 amino acids.